Molecule: messenger RNA, 3336 nt
Organism: Stylophora pistillata
Lineage: Eukaryota; Metazoa; Cnidaria; Anthozoa; Scleractinia; Pocilloporidae
Product: lysosome membrane protein 2
Cellular component (GO): membrane; cytoplasm
Molecular function (GO): scavenger receptor activity
Source: RefSeq, a predicted model, not a curated record
CAUCGGGAUCGCUUAUUCAAAUAUGGCGCUUGUUCUUUACCUUGUUUCUGUUCGCUCAAAUACACUUGCGCUGAGGAUAAGAAACAACGAGGCCACCUUUCAACAUAGCAUUACAUACGCUGAUAAGUUACCUUAAAUUUAAUUAACGGCCGGACGAUGUUUACCAGUUUCGAUGAGACACGCGCUUCGGAAGCGUCACUUGACGUAAAAUCGAUGACAGAAAUCUUCCUUCAACUUGUGUCCACGUUCAAACCGCUUCACGUGCUUGGCAUUGAAUGUCAUCAUGCUACUAACAAAGGGUGACGAAUCAAACUCGGCUAAUUUUCUUUUUAAAGAGAGACCAGUUUAAAUUACUCUUUGGAACAUAUGGCGAUACACCUGAUUCCCUCACAGGUAGGUCACGGGGGAAGUAGGUGCCUACGAACUGUCAGACAUCAACAGAACAUUGCUCACAAUCCUACGUUGAACAUCCACUGGUGAACGUACGUCAAAAAUAUUCCUCUUUGACGAGUUGUACUCCAUAACGACAUCUCCCAUAAGUUUCUAUCCGUCAUGGCAUACUGUGGUUGUUGCACUAGACGAGUUUUUAUCAUAUUCUUUUCGGUCUCCGGGCUCAUUCUACUAAUAACUGGCUUAUUACUAACGGCAAGUCACGUGAUCAUCAAGAGCAGAGUGAAAGAGGACGUCCAAUUAAAACCUGGCAGCUCAGUGUUCAACGAGUGGAAAAAUACCAGCAUUCCUUUCUUUAAGAAGUUCUAUAUCUUUAACCUGACAAAUCCAGAGGAGGUGAUGGCUGGAAGUGCAACUCCCAGUGUGGAACAGAUUGGACCAUAUUCUUACAGAGAAAUAAGAUCAAAUAAGGUGCUUGAGUGGACAGAUGAUGACAGCAUCGUGAAAUUCAUGCCAAACAGGACAUAUAUCUUUGAUCCAGAGACAUCUUGUGUUGGCUGUGAUGACAGGAAUGACACAUUUGUCAAUGUUAACAUUCCUUUACUGACCUUAGCUCUGUGGCUGAGAAAUACCAACUAUACCAUGGAACAACCCCCGCUCUGUUCAUAUGGAAUUCAAGCUGCUCUAAACAAAUACAAUCUCAAAUUGUUUCGAAGGAAGGCUGUCUAUGAUAUACUCUGGGGAUAUCAGGAUGAAUUUCUUGAGUUCCUUCUGAAUAUUUCCAGUCUAUCAAAAUGUCCUGCUAAGGAAGGAAUUACAACGUUUAUCCAAUUACAGUACAACAACACAUUUUAUGGCGUCAGUGCUGUGAACACUGGAAGAACUGACAUAAGCAAGCUUGAACAGUUUACUAUGUGGAGAAAUGAAUCCCAUUUAUCCUGGUGGAGUGAUAAAUAUGCGAACAUGCUAAACGGAACAGACGGUACUCAGUUCGCUCCAGAUGUCGAUAAAGAAAACAAAUUUUAUGUUUUCUCGCCAGAGAUUUGUAGAUCGGUGUAUUUCAAAUAUGAACAGGAAGUCACAUUGAAGGACAUCAAGUUGUACCGCGUCACAGUACCAGAUAAUGUUUUCAAAAGUGGCGAUGUAUAUCCUCCUAAUAAAGGAUUCUGCGUAACUCCCGGUUGCUUACCAAGCGGAUUGUUGAAUAUUAGUCUUUGUCAGCCAAUGAAUCCACCCGUGGUUGCAUCCCCUCCACAUUUCUACCAAAGUGACAAGUCUCUGUUAGAAAGGGUUCAUGGGCUCAAACCAGAGAAGAGUAAACACGAAACUUUCUUGGAAAUUGAACCGAUAACAGGCGUUGUUAUGCGGGGUGCUCAAAGAGUUCAGAUAAACAUCGCACUGGAGUCUGUGGAUGUUUUAACCCAAACUAAAGGGAGUUUUGAAAAGGUGUUUCUACCUUUUAUGUUCGCCAGCGAGACUGCAGAAAUCACCGACGAAAAGGCCUCAGAUUUCCGUAAAAAAGUUUACACGGCAAUAACGUUAGCAAAUGUGUUUCAGUAUGGUUUGAUUAUACUUGGCGCCUUCUUCAUAGUAAUGGUGUUACUAUUGCCUUGCUUUAAUACAGACGAUAAAAAGGGUGAAGAAGACGGCACGGAGGAUGAAGAAGGCGAAAAACAUCCAUUGUUAGAUUCUACCAAGAAGACCUCUUUUUCGCACAAAACACACACAACACAACAAGGAGAAAGCACUUAAAACACAUUGCCGCAAUGAGAUCUUCACCCUGUUCAAAAUGUGCUUGCUAAAUGGACGAAAAUCGGUAGUGUACUUUAUACUGGGUUCCAGACUACCUAGUUCUAAAAAAGUUGAUAAUAUGUAUUCUUAGACAAACAAACAUAAAAACAAAGUAAAAACAAAUUAAAACAAGAAAGAAAACAGAUAAAGAAGAAAAUGGAAGUUGGAAGGAAAAACAAAUCCCAAGUUUUUCGUCGGACGUAACUGAAGAUCUGUCGUUAUUCUUUUUUACUUUGGUUGGUAUAUCUUAAGACUACUUCCUUUACCAUCUUGGCUGUCUUUCUUGACUUGUAUCUCAGUGGCGGAUCCAGGGGGAGGGUCCGGGGGGAUCCGGACCCCCUCUAACAGACCUGACGCUAACAACUUUGAAAUUGAAAUUCUUACAUCGAUAGGAUCGUAUAUCACUUUUUAACUAGCUGAUCUUUUUAAUGAAUCCAAGCAAACGGUAAGCGACCAAGGAAUUAUAACGUGCAACCGCGACUGGUGGGAGGGGAUGUGUGUGUGGGGGAGAAAUAACUUGCCUCAAAAGAGUCCAACAGUCCUUUCUGAACCAAAGUUUGGACCCCCCCCCAAUAAAAAAUUAUUGGAUCCGCCCCUGUAUCUUAUCACUUCUUUAGUAUUUUUCUACCUUAAUGAACUUUUAUUAUCCUGCCGAAACUUUUUGACAAAAUUCUCAGUGGAUCAGGCAGUUAUCAGUUACGUUUUGUUCUGCAUAAAUUACGUAAUGGCCUAUUUUUAAGAGGAAUCCAUGCAAUAUUUAGCCGGAAUUAUAUUUGGACUUUAAAGACAUUACGUAGAAAUAUCUUCGAGGUUCACGUUAUGAUCUUGAGGUAUUGCAAUUAAAUUUUCAAAUAACGUUUUUCUUUACAUUAUACUCUUGUCGUUCUUUUAGCUUGCAAAUAAUAAUUGUUCUCACUACCAGAUAACAUAAGCAAUUCUUCUUACUGUGUGUCGUACGAUUCUCCAUUUCAAAAACGAGUGGGGAAGUGGGUCGAGAAACAAAUCAAAGAAUUGUGUCUCGAGUAACGAUCCCAGACAAACUUGCGCGGCGAACUCGACCCACUCCCCCACUCGUUUUUGAAAUGGAGAAUUCUCAUGAUUUUGGUUCAGAGAAAAUUGUAUUAGAUCCACAAAUAAAUCGCUGAUUAAUACUUU